This is a messenger RNA of Phycodurus eques (leafy seadragon), 9202 nucleotides long. Its product is annotated as transcriptional regulator ATRX-like. The coding region runs from base 181 to 5784 and encodes 1867 amino acids. The record is from RefSeq and is a predicted model, not a curated record. Gene Ontology annotation, cellular component: nucleus. The transcript is spliced from 35 exons. Lineage: Eukaryota; Metazoa; Chordata; Actinopteri; Syngnathiformes; Syngnathidae. Gene Ontology annotation, molecular function: ATP hydrolysis activity; ATP-dependent chromatin remodeler activity; ATP binding.
GGGCGAUAAAGUGUUAAAACAAUUUGCAUGGAAGCUCGUCAUCUAAAACGAAAGAAAAAAGAAUUCAGAGCUUUGUAUUUGCUUUUAUUGUUGUAUGAUGCUGCGCUCAAAAUAAGAACAUUUUCAGUUUUUUUGUAUGUUUGAAAGACAAGGACGCAGCAGAAUUCAAAUGUUGCUGCGAUGUUGAGUACUACGACAAGCAAACUGAAUGUAUUGGUCAACAAGCUCCACGAGUACUUGGCCCAUUCCGCUCAUGAAGACAGCAAUGCCUCAGCUGAGACUGAUGAUAUAACAAACAGGAAUGGCACAGUGGGAAAUUCAGCUACCCCGUCUGUGAUGGAGGUACUUGUGGACACAAAAUUCUCCAGAAGAAAACCAUCUGUCGUUACAAAGCAUUCAGGCUUGGACGAGUCUGCAGACUCAAACGACAGCGACAAUGUAGAGUUCCCCUUCAGUGCAAACGGUCACCCAGAUACCACUUGCCUUCCGAAAGGCACUGUUUUGGUCAGACCUGAACCUGUAGAUAACGGCAGAGAUGACUUCAGGGGUCCUGAAUUUCGCAGCCGGAAAAGUAACGUUUUACGGAAAGAAUUUUCAAGGAGACGUGGAGGAGGCGACCAUUUGGAAAUUGUCAGUUGCACUGCCUGUGGCCGCCAGGUUAACCACUUCCAGAGAGAUUCCCUUAUUCGCCACCCGGUUCUCAAAGUACUUAUUUGCAAGUCAUGCUACAAAUAUUACUCAAGUGACGACAUCAGCAAGGAUGGCGAUGGAAUGGAUGAGCAGUGCCGUUGGUGUGCAGAAGGGGGCAACUUAAUCUGCUGUGAUUUCUGCAGUAAUGCCUUUUGCAAGAAGUGCAUUCUGAGAAAUUUGGGGCGAAAGGAGCUUUCUGGUAUCUUGGAGAGCAAGUGGUACUGCUAUGUGUGUAACCCUGAGCCCCUUUUUGGCCUUGUGAUGGCGUGUGACAGCAUGCUGGAGAACAUGGAGCAUCUGUGGCAACAGCACCGUAAGAGGAAUCGAGCCGAGCCGGGGAAAUCUGAACUUUAUGGCAUGCUGCCUCUUCCUCAAAUCGUUCCCUUCGCUAAAUGGGAUCACAGUGGCAUGGAUAGUAGUGUUGUGUUCAACUACAACACUUUAAAUGUCUCAGAGGACAUGACCGCAAAGGUCAAACAUUUGGUGGACUCUGCAAACAAUGUUAACACAAGCUUUAUUCAUUUUAUUCAUACUGCGACAAAGACUAAACAAGGUGUUCGAAGCCUCUAUCUGAAGUCUUAUUUGACAGUGGUGAAAUCCAUGCGAACGUCUCUUGCGGCACUCGAGGAAAGCCUUAAAGAAGAAUUCAGCGACUUGGGCGUCUCCAGCUGUUGGGAGGAAUUACUUAACAAUAAUUUUGUGCCCCAACCUGCUACAGAAGCAGAUGCGGAGAUCGCCCAUGAUGGAAGCUUAAAUAAAUUGUCAAAGGUGUCAGAUGAAUAUGUGGAAGAGGAAGUCCUCACAGAUGUGAGAUGCACAAGUGAGGACAUUGACUCUCCUUCACACAAUGUUAAAAAAAGUCAGCAGACGACUGACCCGCAGUCUCCUCAAAGUGGUGUCAACAUGACCAAAAAGUUAGUGGUCAAACUCACACCAGUACCUGUGGAGGAGGAGCCCUGCUCAGAUUCACAGCUUCUUCCAGAUGACAUGGAAGAAGAGCUCUUUAAGGCGAAAGAUGUGUCCACAAAUGAAGAGACAGCUGUUGCUGACAGUAAAAUGAGCAUAGACCACCCGAGCACAUCAAUCCACCUAGAAGAGGAUCAAGGAAAUCGGCGGUCUCCCCGUGUGAAGACAACACCGUUGCGUCGUCCCAGCGAUGUCAAUGGUAAACCGGCUCGUGCCACAGCAGACAGCGAGAGCGACUCGGACCCCGAGGUAGCGCCAAGCUCAGUAGUCGCCCAAACCACUGAAGAACAAGGUCUAAGCCAGACCAGAGAUGACUCUGACUCAGAUGAAAUACCUGCAGCGCUUCUCGAGCGAGUAGCUAUGACUCAAAGCACUGAUGAGCACCAGAGUGACGAUGAUGAUGGUGGCAGUCAAGCCUCUACCAAAGUGGCCAAGAAGCGUCUCUUCUGGCUCACAAAGAACACACCGAUAUCGCCGGAGAGGAUUCGUCGCAAACGUAAGCUGCUGGACCGUUCACCCGAAUCUGACUCCAUAGCUAAGACUCGACGAGAAAGGGGGACGGAUUCCUCUAGUGAUGAUCAAGACCCGCAGGAUCAAAUGCAGCGCCUGAAGACCCUGCGGUCUGUUGGCAAGUCUCAUCUCGUCCAGAGUGAAACCGAUGGAUGCGCUCGACAGAAGGGGGUAGCUGAGGCCAGAAAGCACAAGACUCAAGCUUGCCAAGAAGUUAUAGAGACCACGUCGUCAUCAAGCGAGGACGACCAUGAGGAUGACACCGGGAGUGACGGCGAUGAUCAUAAGAUGAAAGCAAUCACAGACGAUGAGGCGUUACAGGGAUCCGCGACUUUCCAUCAAUCAUCUGGCGAUGAGGAUCAAGCUGGGCCCACCUGGGCAACAGGAGAUGACGACGACCCUGAAAAUAGAAUCGCUAAGAAUAUACUUUUGGCCCAAAUCAAUGCCAACUUCUCAUCGCUUGAUGAGUUGUCAUCAGAUGCGGAAACACAGGAUGAUGAGUCUGAGGCUGAAAUGGAAUUUAAACAAGUCUGUGAAGAAUGUGGACAAGAGGGAAAUGGGGAAAACUUGUCCUCGUCGUCUACUGACGCUGACACGGAUGGCCCCAACUUGAAGCAGCACCACUUGCUGCGCCACAAACUCACCUUGGAUGAGGGAGCAGGAAGUGACAAGGCAGCAUCAGGGAAUGAAGUAGGAAAGGCAGACAAGAAGAGGAGAGUCACACCCAAGCAGCUUAGCACUGAUGAUGAGAGCGGAGAUACUGAUAAUAGUUCGUCGGAGCUGGAAGGACUUGGAAUGAGCGAGGAGCUGAGUGAAUCAGAGGAAGAAGAGAAGCUAGAAAGUCCACCCCUUAAAGUCAAGGAAGAGCCCCCCCCUCCGCCUGUAAACAAGACCCCGGUGACCUGCAUUUUGUUGUCUGACACCAGCAGCGGGGAGAGCGAGCAAGAGAAUGCAGAGGGUGAGCAUAGUAGCAGUCAGGGCACACCCAAAGGACGCAAGAAGAUCCGCAAAAUUAUCCAAGACGACAAUCUCCGGUCCGAGACCCAGGAGGCGCUGCGAGAGGAGGAGGAGCGAUGCAAACGACUGGCAAGUCGGGAGCAGCUGAUGGAGGACCGACGAGAGACAAUUGUCGUAGAUCAGUCUCAAGAGUCUGUCACCACCAAGCUGAUUCUGGAUCAGGAUGAGCAGACCAGGACACCUCUAGUCCAGGUGCACAGGAAUUUAGUGACCGAACUGAAGCCUCAUCAAGUAGAUGGAGUCCAGUUUAUUUGGGACAACUGCUGUGAGUCAGUGAAGAAGGCCAACUCCUCUCUGGGAUCAGGUUGCAUCCUGGCCCAUUGUAUGGGCCUGGGAAAGACUCUACAGGUGGUUGCCUUCCUGCACACGGUGUUGCAGUCGAAAAUCCUACAUUUUAAAACGGCCCUAGUUGUGUGUCCUCUCAACACUGUUCUCAACUGGGUUAGUGAGUUCAACAAAUGGCAAAAACAGUUGGGGCAAGAUAGACUGAAGAUUACUGAGCUGGCCACCAGAAAGAAUUUUGCUGACCGAUUCCGAGCUCUGCAGACCUGGCACAGUACUGGAGGUGUGAUGAUUAUGGGCUACGAAAUGUUCAGAAACCUCUCACUAUCCCCGAAACUGGAUGGUAGCGAAUUAAAGAAGCAGUUUCAUACUUUACUGGUGGAUCCAGGUCCAGACUUUGUGAUCUGUGAUGAAGGGCACAUUCUGCGCAACGAGAACUCCAACAUUUCCAAAGCCAUGGGUGCCGUGAAGACGCGGCGGAGAUUGGUGCUAACUGGCACGCCGUUGCAAAACAACCUCGUCGAGUACCACUGCAUGGUCAACUUCAUCAAGAGGAAUCUUCUGGGCUCACUGGGGGAAUUCCGAAACCGCUUCGUCAACCCCAUACAGAAUGGCCAGUGCGCUGACUCCACACCCAAAGAUGUCCGAAUCAUGAAGAGGCGCGCACACGUCCUCCAUGCAAUGCUGUCCGGAUGUGUGCAAAGGAGAGAUUACUCUGAGCUGACUGAGUUUCUACCUACCAAAUACGAGUAUGUGGUGGCAGUUCGAGUGUCACCUCUUCAGUAUAAGUUGUACACUCACUACCUCCAGCACGUCAGUGGCUUGGGCAGUGUUAUUGGCACUGCAAAAAUGAAGAUCGGAGCCAACCUGUUCAAGGAUUUUCAAGCCCUGAGCCGGGUUUGGACUCAUCCUUGGUGCCUUCAACUCAGCUAUAAGGCCAAAGAAAAAACGCUCAAAGCACAUUUGGUAAAGAAGAAUCAUGCCGGCGCUCCGGUCAUGGGAAGCCCUUUUGCUUCCCGUGGUGGACCAAGCAACAGCACCGCCAAUGAUCCGAUCCCCUUCGCUGCAGCAAAUGUUGCUGAUACUGCAUCAAAAGACCCGUGCUGGUUCAAAGAUAUGCUGUCUCAACACGACGCCAAAAUCUUGGAGCACUCGGGCAAGUUGGUGCUCUUACUUGACAUCCUGAGGAUGGCUGAAGCGUUGAAUGACAAAGUACUUGUGUUCAGUCAGUCCCUGAUCUCGUUGGACCUGAUUGAGGAUUUCCUGGCCGCUUCUACCCAGAGAAGAAAGGACUCUUCCGAAGCGGGAAGCUGGAUUAAAAACAUGGAUUACUAUCGUCUGGAUGGCUCCACCACGGCUGCAUUACGGGCGAAAAGGGCAGAUUGUUUCAAUAAUCCCGCUAACACACGUGGUCGGUUGUUUCUCAUUUCAACAAGGGCCGGCUCGCUGGGCAUCAACCUGGUGUCUGCCAACAGGGUGAUCAUCUUUGACGCCUCGUGGAAUCCGUCUUACGACAUUCAGAGCAUCUACAGAGUCUACCGCUUUGGCCAGGUCAAGCAAGUGUUCGUGUAUCGCUUCUUGGCGCAGGGCACAAUGGAGGAGAAGAUCUACGAUCGCCAGGUGACGAAGCAGUCUUUGUCUUACCGAGUUGUGGAUCAGCAGCAGAUCGAGAGACACUUCACCCUUUCCGAGCUCACUGAACUUUACACGUUUGAGCCAGACUUGUUGGACGAGCCUCAUUCCAAGAAAAGCAAGCGGAAGACCUCUGACUUGCCAAAGGAUCAGGUUCUGGCAAUGCUUUUGGAGAAGUGCAAAGACCACAUAGUCAGCUACCAUGAGCAUGCGUCUCUGCUGGACCAUAAACAAGAGGAGGAGCUCACUGAAGCAGAACGCAAAGAUGCCUGGGCCGAGUAUCAGGCUGAGUCCCACCCAGCCAGCGCCCCAGUGAAAAUUAAGCCGGAAACCUUGAAUUUGAGGACCAAUGAAGAGCUAGUGGACUUGCUGAACAAGAGCAGAGCAAAAUUAGCGGCCUCCUUCCAGGCCGUGCAGGCCAUGUCUUCUCACCCUGUUGAGGAAUACCUGCUACAUGUGUGGCGCCAGAAUCCACAACUGCCAAUGGAUCAGAUCAGGUUGAAGGCCGUUCAGUGGAAACAAAUUGACACUAAGGAGCUGGAGCGGAGAAAGGCCUUUAAUACAGAAGUUCUUGAAGAGCAGCGAACACUAACACUGCACAUCCAGAGCAUUUUGAGUGAGCGACGCAAUCAAGAGAUGCAGGGGGCGGCAUCUGCUGAAAAUCAGCAAAUAGCAACAAAUAAGUGAAGGAGGCAGAAAAAGAGAAGCAUUUGGUAUUGAUGAAAAACAUGCAUACAGUCUCAGUUGUCCAGCUAUGUGCCAUCUUUUCAUUGUUUAAAUCAUUUCAACUUUUGCAUAACCAUGUUUUCUACAAUAAGCACUUUAAUAGUUCAUCCAUGUGAUGAUUUCCACAAAGAAUGCUAUAUGCCUUAAUAACUGAAGUGCUCAUCUUUUUUCCCCAAGACUGAUAGUAAUUCGUAUAGUAUUAUACUAAGUAAUAGAAUCAGUAUCAGUUUUUGUCUCUCUCAGUGGCAUAAGACACUUUAACGCUUCGGUGAGCAGGACAGGGACAUACUUUAAUACUAUUUAAGACUUGUUUCUCUGUUUAUUAAAAUAUUUCUUAUUUUUGCCUUUUGUGCAUUUUAGCUUUUUUGUACAUUCUUGCACUGUUCUUGUCAUUGACACAUGCGAGGAAGUUUACUUCCUUCAAGGAUCAAUAAAGUAACAAAAAAAAAUAAGAAGUAAAUACUUGACCCUGAGAAUACUCCAUGCAAUACAAGAAACAAAGAAAUAGGCACAUACCAAACCGCAAAAGCCUCAGUCUUCAGAUGCACGCUACUUUCCGUGUAAGGGUGUAUACUUUGACAAAAUGGACUUGUUACUUUUUUCAACCUCCACAUAUGAAAAUAUGACAUAGAAACAAUGUCAAUUGAGAGGUUAUGUUUACCGCCGUUGAGGCCUUCAUUGACUGACUGAGAUCUUGGACUUUUUGUUCUUGUGCCAAGUUAUCAAUACAUGUACUGUAUAUAACUGACAGGAAGAAAUCAUUUUUGCUUUUGUGGGAAGUACAUUUCAGAGUGUAUAUGUUUUUACUUUAAGUUAAAGCAGUUGAUCAGUACUUCUACUUUGUUUCCGCUUUAUUCGUGUAGGAUAGGAACCGAGCCCUGUCGAGAAAUGUGUUGAUAAUUGCCAAUAGAUGCCACAAGAUGGCAGCAAAGCACUGCUUUUGUGUAAAUUAAACUCUUCAUUUCACUUCGACAAAGUUCCUUGGCACCAAGAUGCCACAAUUUGGAGACAAAGCGCUACUUUUAUCAGAAUGAAACUUUUCAAAUCACUUCAACAUGGUUCAUUCGCACUAAAAUGUAAAAUACAAUUUAUUAGCAAUACUUUUGCUUUGGCCUGAGCACAUCAACAGGAAAUAAGUGAAUUUGCAGAUGCCAAACUGCGAAAAAGCAGGUAUUCAUUGCUUCUUUUAUGUACAGGUUGUGAGAACUUCUGCCGCCCCUGCUUCGUGCUGAUGCUGUAAAGGAUGCAAAACUGUACAAUUUAAACAAAACAUUUAAUAAGCAACACUGACAAAUGUUAAGUUAAAUCCACUUGUUUGGAUCAUAGCCACAUUUAUUCACAAUACUAUUUUACAUUAAUAAAAAAAUAUUUGAAAACAGUCAUGAAAAAGUAGGCUGGAGACUUUCUGUGACUGCUUUCAUUUCCUGAUGUUUGAGGUCCUGGAAAAAAAAAAGCAGUCUGAGCUGUUUCUGGGUCAUGCAGAGGGAAAAGAAACAAAAUGGCGCCAAGAGCUGCAAACGCUGUUCAGCUCUUGUCGAGUGCAGCACAUGAGCUAUGUUGGGCUGCAUGCUGUGCCAUCUGUCAAUGUCCUGUGUCCAAGUCCCUCAUGUACUCCUGCAGGGCCUGAAGCCUGGCGUCUAUCUCCGACAGCUCCGCGCCUGUGUCGAUGGAGCUCUCUGAGAAAUGGAGCGUGACAGUAUACAGUGGUGUGAAAAAGUGUUUGCUCCCUUCCUGAUUUCAGAUUUGUUUUGCAUGUUUGUCACACGUAAAUGUUUCCCAUCAUCAAACAAAUUUAAAUAUGAGUCAAAGACAAAACAAACCUACUUCGCCCUGUGUGAAGAAACGAUUGCCCCCCUAAACUGGUUGGUCCACACUUAGCAGCAACAACUGCAACCAAGCGUUUGCCAUAACUUAAAAUUAAUCUCUUACAGCGCUGUGGAGGAAUUUUGGCCCACUCAUCUUUGCAGAAUUGUUGUAAUUCAGCCACAUUGGAGGGUUUUUGAGUAUGAACCGCCUUUUUAAGGUCAUGCCAUAGCAUCGCAAAAGGAUUCAGGUCUGGACUUAGACAAGGCCACUCAAAAGUCUUCAUUUUGUUUUUCUUCAGCCAUUUAGAGAUGGACUUGCUGGUGUGUUCUGGAUCAUUGUCCUGCUGCAGAACCAAAUUUCGUUUCAGCUUGCUCACACGACCGGACAUUCUCCUUCAGGAUUUUUUGGCAACCAGCCGAAUUCAUGGUUCCGUUUAUCACAGCAAGUUUUCCAGGUCCCGAAGUGACAAAAUAGCCCCAGACCCUCACACUGCCAUCACCAUAUUUUACUGUUGGUAUGAUGUUCUUUUUCUGGAAUGCGGUGUUACUUUUACGCCAGAUGUAAUGGGGCACACACCUUCCAAAAAGUUCAACUUUAGUCUCGUCAGACCACAGAGUAUUUUCCCAAAGGUCUUGAGUAUCAUCAAGAUGUCUUCUGGAAAAAUUGAGAUAAGCCUGGAUUUUCUUUUUGCUUAGCAGUGGUUUUUGUCUUGGAACUCUGCCAUGCUGGCCAUAUUUUGCCCAGUCUCUUCCUGAUGGGGAAGUCAUAUUGACCUUAACUGAGGCAAGUGAGGCCUGCAGUUCUUCGGAUGUUGUUGUGGGGUCUUUUGCGACCUCUUGGAUGAGUCGUCCCUGCGCUCUUCGGGUAAUUUUAGUCGGCCGGCCACUCCUGGGAAGGUUCAUCACUAUUGUCUGUUUUCACCAUUUGUUGAUAAUGGGCCUCACUGUGGUUCGCUGGAGUCCUAAAGCUUUAGAAAUGGCUUUAUAACCCUUUCCACACUGUUAGAUCUCAAUUACUUUCUUUCUCAUUAGUUCCUGAAUAUCUUUCGAUCUCUGCAUGAUGUUUAGCUUUUAAGGAUCUCUUGGUCUACUUCACUUUGUCAGGCAGGUCCUAUUUAAGUGGAAAGAAAAUAUCAGGAAAGUGGCAAACACUUUUUCACACCACCGUAAAUCAAUGCGCAGGGAUAUGAUCACAUUAGAAAUACUGUAUCUAUUAAACUAGAGAAUGCAAUUUCAGUAGGAAAUGCGUGUGAAUGCAGAAGAGCUAACGCUGAAUUGAAAUGCUGUGCAAUUCAUUAAGAAAAAUGUUGAAUAUGAGACUAAAAAAAGCUUAAUUCAAAUGACUGAGGUACAUUUGAAAAACUAUCAAUUUCAUUUGGAAUUUUAUCAUGAAAAAUUUAAAAUAUACAACCAAAAAUCUGAAUUUGGGGAAUGUAAAAAAUAUUUUGUGAGAUGUCCUGAAUGAGCUUAACAAUUUGGAAGUUGAAUGGUUUGAACUGGUUGAGAAAUGGAGGAGGAGGAGCUAAGUAUGCAAAGUGUCUGCAUGGAUUUGGGAAUGUUGUCAUGGAAAAUGU